Molecule: messenger RNA, 501 nt
Organism: Prunus mume (Japanese apricot)
Lineage: Eukaryota; Viridiplantae; Streptophyta; Magnoliopsida; Rosales; Rosaceae
Source: RefSeq, a predicted model, not a curated record
AUGGAGAUACUAGUGUCUGUGCAGGACAAAUCUGGUGGGAAGAUUGUCUACCAGCACAUUAAUGUCCUUAUUUUAUACCGGGGUCGAAACUAUGAUCCGAAGAAUCGACCUGUAAUACCUGUAAUGCUCUGGAAACCGUACACUCCGAUAUAUCCCAAGCUUGUGAAGAAUGUUGCUGAUGGCUUGACAUUUGAAGAAACGAAGGAAUUAAGAAACAGAGGACUAAAUUCCCCACCUGUUAUGAAACUUACUAGAAAUGGUGUGUAUGUGAAUGUUGUGGAUAGAGUCAGGGAGGCUUUCAAGACUGAGGAGGUAGUGAGACUAGACUGCACGCAUGUUGGUACCAGUGAUUGCAAAAGGAUAGGCGUGAAAUUAAGGGAUCUGGUACCUUGCAUCCCCCUUUUGUUCAAGGAUGAGCAGAUUGUACUCUGGAGGGGAAAGAGAGAUCAAGAAGCAGACUCCAAGUGCAGGGAUAGAAGUGAAAAGUUUGCAGAUGCUUAA